Messenger RNA from Alnus glutinosa, 946 nucleotides. RefSeq lists its product as uncharacterized. NCBI's taxonomy places the organism in Eukaryota, Viridiplantae, Streptophyta, Magnoliopsida, Fagales, Betulaceae. Bases 192 to 806 code for a protein of 204 amino acids. The record is from RefSeq and is a predicted model, not a curated record. The transcript is spliced from 3 exons.
UAUAAUAAGUGAUAACGCCACCCUUUUCCUUUUCCUAAACCCCCAUUCUUGAUACUACUAAGAGAAAUAGUCUACUCCUAUUCCAACUCCACUUUGAUUCUCCACGUUUAAAAACUCUUCUACUCUUCUACACGUUAUCACAUUCCCUCUCAAACUGAAACCACCGCCAAGCUAACUUAGAGCUUUUGCCUAUGGCUUCUCCUUUAACACUCUCCCUCUCUGAUCAACAACAUCUUAUCGAGAAACUCCAGGUUUUCAAGAUCCAAGGUCGAGAUAAACGAGGUCAUAAAGUGCUCCGCAUCAUCGGAAACCGCUUCCCAGCUCGGCAAGUGAGUUCUGAGGCUUUGAGGACGUAUUUGGAGGAGAAGAUUUUCGUCAACUUAGGGGAGAGGCCGUUCUCGGUGGUGUACGUGCACACGGGCGUGCAAAGGACCGAGAACUUUCCCGGAAUCUCUACCCUACGAUCAGUCUACGAGGCUAUUCCGAUCAACGUCAGAGAUCAUCUUGAGGCCGUUUAUUUCGUGCACCCGGGACUACAGGCCAGACUCUUCCUCGCCACCUUUGGACGUUUGAUUUUCAGUGGAGGGUUGUACCGGAAGCUGAAAUAUGUGAACAGGGUGGAGUUUCUGUGGGAGCACGUGAGGAGGAACGAGAUUGCGAUGCCAGAAUUUGUGUAUGAUCACGAUCAGGAGUUGGAGUGCCGUCCGAUGAUAGACUACGGGUUGGAGAGCGAUCACCCUAGAGUCCACGGUGCGCCCUCGCUGGACUCUCCGGUUUCUAUGUAUUCCAUGAGGUGUAUUGCGUGAUAGGCUCAGUACUGGGUUCUUUUUUUCUUUUUUUUUUGGGGUAGGUCUAGAAGAGAUUAGGACAUCGAUCUUGACAGAAUGUACAAAGAAUGCCGUGCCGGCGAAAUGAAAGUUGAAAAAAAUCACAGCUUAGCCGAAAA